CCGGCCGGGCAGCCGCGCGCCGCGCUUUGUCUCCCUCUCGGUGAGUGUCGGCGGGUCCUGGAGGCCCCAGCUCCAGGCCCGCCCUCGGCCGCCCGCGGCCCCUCCCUCGCCCUGCGCGCACAGCCUUUCAGUGCAGAGUAGUGACUAAACAUUACAAGAAGACGGGCCCAGCAGUUCCAGGAAUCGGGGGGGCGGGGCGUGCUGGCCGCGUAAAUACCCGCGCGCGCGGCCUCGCCGGCGGCUCUAACUCGCACUCUCCGGCUCUCCUGCUCUCACCCGCCACUGCCUCGCCGGGCUCCCGGACGCCCCCUGCCCGGCCCAGCUCUCUGUCGUGGCCCCUCGCCCGGGUCCUUUGCCUGAUCCAUCCCGGGGGCGCCUGAUCGGCCCCGGGGGCAGCGAAGCCGGAGGGAACGCACGCCCCGGGAGCCCCUUUGUGGACUGCUCGACCGCCAACAUCUGGGCGCAGCGCGGGCCACUGCUGGCCGCCGCCGCCGCCUCGCCUUGGGGGCCGUAGGAGGCGCAGCCCCAAAGCCGGAGACUUCGCUUCGGGACUAGCCCCCCGGGAUGCGGUAGCGGCCGCUGUGCGGAGGCCGCGAAGCAGCUGCAGCCACCGCCGCGCAGAUCCACGCUGGCUCCGUGCGCCAUGGUCACCCACAGCAAGUUUCCCGCCGCCGGGAUGAGCCGCCCCCUGGACACCAGCCUGCGCCUCAAGACCUUCAGCUCCAAGAGCGAGUACCAGCUGGUGGUGAACGCCGUGCGCAAGCUGCAGGAGAGCGGAUUCUACUGGAGCGCCGUGACCGGCGGCGAGGCGAACCUGCUGCUCAGCGCCGAGCCCGCGGGCACCUUCCUUAUCCGCGACAGCUCGGACCAGCGCCACUUCUUCACGCUGAGCGUCAAGACCCAGUCAGGGACCAAGAACCUACGCAUCCAGUGCGAGGGGGGCAGCUUUUCGCUGCAGAGUGACCCCCGGAGCACGCAGCCGGUGCCCCGUUUCGACUGUGUGCUCAAGCUGGUGCACCACUACAUGCCGCCCCCGGGCGCCCCCUCCUUCUCUUUGCCACCCACGGAACCCUCCUCCGAGGUGCCAGAGCAGCCACCUGCCCAGGCGCUCCCCGGGAGUACCCCCAAGAGAGCUUACUACAUCUAUUCUGGGGGCGAGAAGAUUCCGCUGGUACUGAGCCGACCUCUCUCCUCCAGCGUGGCCACCCUCCAGCACCUCUGCAGGAAGACCGUCAACGGCCACCUGGACUCCUAUGAGAAAGUGACCCAGCUGCCUGGACCCAUUCGGGAGUUCCUGGACCAGUAUGAUGCUCCCCUUUAAAGAGCAAAGGGGUCAGGGGGGGCCUGGGUCGGUCGCCUCUCCUCCGCGGCACAUAGCACAAGCACAAAAAUCCAGCCCCAAUGGUCGGUAGCUCCCAGUGAGCCAGGGGCAGGUAGGCUUCUUCCUCGGGCCCCUCGGCUUGGCGAAGUGAGUCAGGUGGGACCUGGAAUGUGUCUGAGGGGAGGGGAGUUGCCACCUGCUUUCCCUGCCCCAGCUCCAGCUUCUCUCUCAAGAGGAGCCAGCUGGCCUGGUGGGACAAUAGCAUUGACAAGUGGACUCUCCUCUCUUCUUCCCUUCCUCCACACCCCUCUGCUUCCCAAGGGAGCGGAGGGAGGGAGGGAGGACACCUCGAGUGUGUUGAACUAAUGAGAACUGCAGGGGGAUCUUCAAACUUUCCCACGGAACUUGUUUGCGCUUUGAUUUGGUUUAAAUCCCGAGCAGGCGCCAGGCCUGGGGGCCAAGGGCGGCAGGCUGGCCAAAGAAACGACCACUCCCACUGCCCAGCCUAGGUGAGGAGUGGUGGCUCCUGGCUCUAGGGAGAGAGAGGCAAGGGGUGACCCGAAGAGAGCCAUUCUGGUGCCAGGCUCCUCCCUUGGGGCAGCUAAUGAGACCUCCCAGAGCCCUCCCCGUUGUUAAGGCUCCCUCACAGUGGCAUGCGGGAGGGAGACGGAUAGGGCUGGUCAGUUGGCCACCUUUCCCAACACCGGAGGGAGACAGGUGAACAGAUGAGCCAUCUUGGAGCCCAGGUUUCCUUAGAGAAGAUGGGGGACUCUUUUGUUUCUCCUAUGUCAGGCUAGGAGACUUGCCUUAAAUGCCCUCUGUCCCAUGGAUAGGGAUUGGCACAUGAGGAGCCAAACACAGCCAAGAGGCAGAAGAGCCGGGGGAUUCACCCAGUGGCUGAAGGGCAGGGGAAGUGGGUGCAGGGAGGAGACCCUGACAUGCAGGAGACUCCUGAGUGAUCACUGGGAAGAAAUUGGCCAGUCUUAGGCACUUCUUGGUCAGCGGGAAUCAGCAGGUCCCAGGGCCCCCCAGGCCUGCAUAGCUCCCCCUCCUCACCCGGGGUUGGGGGGGAGGGCGAGGCAGGAGGUGAUGGAGAAACAUUCAUCUAUCUGCCAUUCCACAGUGGCCACUCACAGGAAUGCAGCAGCCAUGGAAUUACCUGGAACUGGUCUUGUUUUGGGGAAAAACAACAAAAGUUUUGAGUCAGGGAUGGGGCUGGAUGGGGCAGCUGUGUGUUGGGGUGGCUUUUUUCUCUCUGUGUUGUUUUGAAUAAUGUUUACAAUUUGCCUCAAUCACUUUUAUAAAGAUCACCUCCAGCCCUCCCCUUUCCCCAUUCAGGCCUUUGAGGCUGUUUGAAGAUGCUUGAAAAAAACUCAAAACCAAAUCCCAGUUCAACUCAGACUUUGCACAUAUAUUUAUAUUUAUACUCAGAAAAGAAACAUUUCGGUAAUUUAUAAUAAAGAGCACUAUUUUUUAAUGAAAAAGAAAA
Molecule: messenger RNA, 2810 nt
Organism: Cricetulus griseus (Chinese hamster)
Lineage: Eukaryota; Metazoa; Chordata; Mammalia; Rodentia; Cricetidae
Source: RefSeq, a predicted model, not a curated record